UGCCGUUGCUUCAAUAUCAAUCCUCCCUUCUUCACUACGCCACCACCAUUAAACCUGCUCUCUCUCUCUCUCUCUCCUAUUUUCCGCCAAACAAAGGCGCCUUCACCGUCCUCACGGCAUUGCUUUUUCUAUGCUCGUUAUUGUUAGUUGUUGUUGUUGAUGUUGAUUUUGUCGUUGAUUCAUCCAUUUAUUUCCAAUCCAAGACUUCGUUUCUAAUCAAUCCACUUCUUUUGCUCUCCUUGAAUCCCCUUCUUUUUCUUCGUUGAAUUUGAUGGCUUCUAGCGGAGGUGGAAGCGGUGUAGUUUCUGAAGAAUCUAUGUCGACUAUUUGUAAAGAUGAGAACGUGAUGUUGUCGUCUGAGGGCUCCUCGUGCCCAGACGAGUCGGAGAUUGAAUUAGGGCUAGGGCUCAGCCUCGGUGUUCGCGAUUCACGCAAGAUUCAGAAAGUUUCCGUCGCUCAAUUUGGGAGAAUUUUAACGGCUGAGGAUUUUUCUUCGUCGAUCUGUUCCUCGUCUUCGCUUAGUGGAGUCAAUGUCACUAAUGGUUCGAAGAGAAAUUCUGAUUCCGCAGCGACUAUCAAUGGCGGGAGAGGUAGCCAGGUCGUGGGGUGGCCCCCAAUCAGAGCUUCUAGGAUCAGUACCUUGGUUAACCAGGCAAAAUCUCAUUCUGUAGAAGAAUUCAAGGCAGUUGCUGGCAAGAAUAAAAACAAGCAUACGGAGGCAGGGACACUUAAUGGUGUUAGUGAUAGAAACAAAGCAAAUGAAGAGCGUAGGACUUCCAGAAAUUCUGUGUACGUGAAGGUGAAUAUGGAUGGAGUUCUCAUUGGAAGAAAGGUUAACCUCAGUGCUCACAGUAGCUAUGAAACCUUGGCUCAAACCGUCGAGAACAUGUUCCUUGAUCCCACCGCACUGGUUGACUCCACUGGAUCGAGUAUAAAGGAACAUGACAUAGUGAGACCCUCCAGACUACUAAAUGGACUAUCUGGGUACAUGCUUACUUAUGAAGACAAGGAAGGAGAUUGGAUGCUAGUUGGCGAUGUUCCUUGGGGAAUGUUUACCCAAUCCGUGAAGAGGCUUAGGAUAAUGAAAGCAGCUGAAGCUAAUCAAAUUGGCAGGUGAUCUGCCAGCAGAAUUGAAACUCAACAAUUGAAGAUGCUCUUUUUUUCUUUCUUUUUUAUUUUCUUUUGCGCGACACCUAUUCUCCGUGGCGAAUCUGCUGCUCUGUAUCGGAACGAGGAAGGCCAAUAUCAGCUCGAAAAAACUGUGCAAAUGAGAGGUAAUAGGCUAUAAGCAUUUUGAAAGAAAAAGGAUUGGCCUUUUUCUCUUCUUUUCUGGGUUUUCUGAUCUUAUUCCCAAAGCUCUGGGAAUUGUCAAUUUGUGUAGUUUUGUAAGUCACGGUCAUAAAGCCCUACACAUAUACAGAUGUGGGAAUGUUUAUGUUGUGAAUAUUAAAGCAAAUACUGCUCUGCUUAAGCCUUUUAUGCCUUGGGAAAGUGCUCUUUUGUUCUAGUUUUCUUCUCA
Molecule: messenger RNA, 1519 nt
Organism: Cucurbita moschata (crookneck pumpkin)
Lineage: Eukaryota; Viridiplantae; Streptophyta; Magnoliopsida; Cucurbitales; Cucurbitaceae
Product: auxin-responsive protein IAA11-like
Exons: 4
Coding region: 272-1117 (281 amino acids)
Biological process (GO): regulation of DNA-templated transcription
Cellular component (GO): nucleus
Molecular function (GO): protein binding
Source: RefSeq, a predicted model, not a curated record